AAAAAAUUAUAUCUUUUUUUAACUCGUGCAUCGAAAAAAAUUGAAAAUGCUUGAUUUUGUAACGGUGUUACUAGAUCCCUUCUUGCUUAUCGGACUUCUUCUUGGUAGCCUAUACUUUUAUCUUAAGGCGACUUUUGAUUUUUGGCAAUGUCGCGGUGUACCAUUCAGAAAGCCAACCGUGCUCGUUGGAAAUUUCGGUUCCCUACUUUUAUUCCAAAAGUCACAACCGGAAGGUAUCAAAGAAAUGUACCAGUGGUUCAAAGAUGAAAGAUUCUUCGGCGCGUUCCGCGUAAGAACGCCGGUAUUAAUCUUACGCGAUCCCGAUCUGGUAAAGAGUGUAUUUGUCAAAGAUUUUGCUUACUUCACGAACCGUGGAAUUCCAAUUAAUAACACUCAGGAUCCACUCUCCGGGCAUCUGUUCAAUCUCGAAGGACGCAAGUGGAAGGGCCUCAGGUCGAAAUUGACACCCGCGUUCUCGUCAGGCAAACUGAAGCGGAUGUUCUACCUGUUGGUGGAGUGCUCCGAGGAGUUGCAGAGGCUCAUCGACGUAAGCUGCAACGCGGAUCGUAAUACAAUCGAGGUGCGGGAACUCGCAGCGAAAUUCACCAUCGACGUUAUCGGUAGCUGUGCCUUCGGCAUACAGAUACACGCUCUCACUGAUGAGGAAUCCGAAUUUCAUCGGGCGGCGAAGAGGCUCUCGAAGCCGAGCUACAAGACGACCCUCUGGAGGAUGCUGCGAACGGCCAUGCCGAAGUUGUACAAGCUGCUAGGCGUACAAAUCAUCGAUCCGAAUGUCACCAGAUUCUUCAAGGACGUGGUGUCGCAGAUGAUCGAUCAGAGAGAGAAAAAUGAUACUCGAAGACACGACUUCAUGGACCUACUGGUCGAAUUAAAGAACAAGGGCGUUCUGGAGAACGAAUCUAGCGCGCAAAUCUGCAACGAGGACACCCAAGCGGCAAAGGAAAUUGAAUUAGACGAAAACGCUAUUGCAGCGCAAGCUUUCGUCUUCUUCACCGCUGGCUACGAAACAUCCUCGAACACCAUCGCAUUCUGUCUUUACGAGUUAGCUUUGAAUCAGGAAGUCCAAGAAAGAACCAGACAGGAUAUACGCAAUGCCAUAGAAGCACGAGAUAAUAAAUUAACUUACGACGUAGUACAAGAGAUGAAGUAUCUCGAUAUGGUAAUAUUAGAAACUCUCAGAAAGUAUCCGCCAGCCCCAUUGCUAUCUCGGAAGUGUGAGUAUAAUUACCAGAUACCUAAUAGUAAAGUGGAAUUGCCAGCCGGUAUGCGGGUGAUUAUACCGAUUUAUGGCUUUCAUCAUGAUCCAAAUUAUUAUCCUGAUCCGACAAAAUUCAAUCCUGAAAGAUUUACAGAAGAGAAUAAACGCACAAGACAUCCUUACACAUAUCUUCCAUUUGGAGAAGGGCCACGAAAUUGCAUAGGAACGCGAUUUGCCUUGCUGGAAAUCAAGAUGGGGAUAAUAUCGUUCCUCAAGGAUCAUCGAGUGGAAAUGUGCGAAAGAUCUAUUGUACCGAUAAAAUUUAGCAAACGAAGUCUCGUGACCACGAGCGAAAAAGGAUUUUGGCUCACCAUUAUUCCAACCAUCUAGAGAUCUGUCGAUUUUUUAUUUAAAAAAAAAUGUUUAGGAAUUUUUUAAAGAAAAU
Molecule: messenger RNA, 1664 nt
Organism: Nylanderia fulva
Lineage: Eukaryota; Metazoa; Arthropoda; Insecta; Hymenoptera; Formicidae
Product: putative cytochrome P450 6a13
Molecular function (GO): monooxygenase activity; oxidoreductase activity, acting on paired donors, with incorporation or reduction of molecular oxygen; iron ion binding
Source: RefSeq, a predicted model, not a curated record